Messenger RNA from Phodopus roborovskii (desert hamster), 2915 nucleotides. RefSeq names its product lipase maturation factor 2 (gene Lmf2). Gene Ontology annotation, cellular component: endoplasmic reticulum membrane. The record is from RefSeq and is a predicted model, not a curated record. Lineage: Eukaryota; Metazoa; Chordata; Mammalia; Rodentia; Cricetidae. The transcript is spliced from 14 exons. The coding region runs from base 131 to 2230 and encodes 699 amino acids. Gene Ontology annotation, biological process: protein maturation.
GUUAGCGGUGAGUUCCUUGGCACUGGGUGGAGCGCAGUGACCAAACCCGACGGAUUCCUGCUGGGGCGUGGGCCAGAGGCGGAGCUCGGGGGGACCAGCGGGCACUGCUUCGGCGGACCGCGUAGCGGACAUGGCGAGCUCCCGGGUCCCACAGCAGCUCUUCCUACAGGGUGUGGCCGCUGUCUACACGUUUGCCUUUGUGUCCCUCUACACCCAGAUCCCAGGCCUCUAUGGCCCAGAAGGCAUCCUUCCUGCUCGAAGAACACUGCGUCCCCAAGGCAAGGGUCGGUGGCAGCAGCUGUGGGAAACGCCAACGCUGCUAUGGGAGGCACCAAGACUGGGGCUGGACACUGCCCAGGGCCUGGAUCUACUGACCCUAUUGGGCACCAUGCUAGCACUGGGUGCCCUGCUCCUGAACUCUCUGCGACACCCCUUCAUCUACCUAUUGCUCUGGACUGCUUACCUAUCAGCCUGUCAGGUGGGCCAAGUGUUCCUUUAUUUCCAGUGGGAUUCCCUGCUGCUGGAGACGGGCUUCCUAGCUAUACUAGUAGCCCCACUGAAGACGCCUUCCAACCACAAGGGUGGAUUAGCAAGGACCUUACCCCAUGAGAACCUCCCUUUUUGGCUCGUGCGCUGGCUGCUGUUUCGACUCAUGUUUGCCUCUGGUGUGGUCAAGUUGACCAGCCGCUGCCCUGCGUGGUGGGGACUCACUGCUCUCACCUACCACUACGAGACACAAUGCCUGCCCACACCAGCUGCCUGGUUUGCCCACCACCUGCCAGUCUGGCUGCACAAACUUAGUGUGGUGGCCACCUUCCUCAUCGAGAUUGCAGUGCCCCCUCUGUUCUUUGCCCCUGUUCGACGCCUCCGAUUGACGGCCUUCUAUGCUCAGGUAUUAUUACAGGUCCUGAUUAUCAUUACUGGCAACUACAACUUCUUCAACCUGCUAACCUUGGUGCUUACCACUUCCCUCCUGGAUGACCGUCAUCUAUCUGCUGAGCCUGGCCUCAGAGGCCACAAGAAGGUGCCCACCUCUUGGCCCAAGGCCCUGCUGACCAUGCUAUCCCUACUGCUGGAACUGACUGUCUAUGGGCUGCUGGCCUAUGGCACCGUGCACUACUUUGGCCUGGAAGUUGACUGGCAGCAGCAUAUCAUCCUCUCUAAAACCACCUUCACCUUCCACCAGUUCUCCCAGUGGCUGAAGAUGGUGACUCUGCCUACUGUGUGGCUGGGGGCAGCCUCCCUGGCCUGGGAGUUGCUUAUUGCCCUCUGGAGGUGGAUCCAGGUACAAGGAUGGCUGCGGAAGUUCUUUGCCAGUAUCCAGCUCUCCAUCCUGAGUGUUGCCACGGUGGCCUUGUUCUUGAUCAGCCUAGUACCUUACUCCUAUAUGGAGCCUGGGGCCCACGGGCGUCUCUGGACUGGGGCUCAUCGCCUGUUCAGUUCUGUGGAACAUCUGCAGCUGGCCAACUCAUAUGGCCUCUUCCGUCGGAUGACUGGUCUGGGUGGGCGGCCUGAAGUGGUGCUGGAGGGCAGCUAUGAUGGACACCAUUGGACAGAGAUAGAAUUCAUGUACAAACCUGGGAAUGUGAGCCAACCACCCUCUUUCCUGAUACCCCACCAGCCACGCCUCGAUUGGCAGAUGUGGUUUGCAGCCCUUGGCCCACAUACCCACAGCCCCUGGUUCACCAGCCUGGUGCUACGUCUCCUGCAGGGCAAAGAGCCAGUGAUCCGACUGGUCCAGAACCAUGUUGCCAAGUACCCGUUUCAUGAGCAGCCACCCACCUACCUUCGGGCCCAGCGCUAUAAGUACUGGUUCUCAAAGCCUGGGGAGCACAGCCAAUGGUGGCACCGCCAAUGGGUAGAGGAAUUCUUCCCCUCUGUAUCCUUGGGAGACCCAAUGCUGGAAACACUGCUCCAACAGUUUGGACUUAAGGAGAAGAGUCCACUCCGGGCCCGCAGCCCCAGCAAUGCUCUCACACAGACACUGAACUGGGUGCGGAUGCAGCUGACUCCUCUGGAGCCACCCAUCCUGCUGUGGGGACUCUUGGGGGCUGUGGUGACUGUCAGAGUUGUACAGACCCUACUUGCCCCCCGCCCACUCCAGUCCUCAAAACUGCCUAGAGAGGAAAAACGUAAGCAGACUUCCAAAAAGGAUUCCAGAGCUGCCUCUGAGCAGACUGCCCCCAACAGCAACAGCAGUGACUCUGGGGCCCCCCGGAAGAAAAAAUAGCUUCAUAUGCUGUCAGCCAGCCACAUGUCCUGAUGGAAUCCUUUCCCUAGAAUUCCAUCCAUCUCAUUUCACAGCCCAGCCACUGUGCCUUGGGCAGUCCUGCCAGGGCAGAUACAGGUUGGAGUGCUACUCCUGAGGACUGUUGGUGUUCCCUUGAGCCCUGCUAGUCCCUCAGCACCAACCACAUCCUCCUCUAGUCACCUUCCACUGUGCUGGCAACUAGCCCAGAAGUGGGCAUGUGGCCUCGCUGAGGACUUUCCUGGAACAUUGUAAUCAGUGUACCCAUGGAUCUAGAGGCCUGAAUCUGGAGUCCCUAUCCAGCCCUACUGUGGAGGGGAUGAGCUGGAUUUACUGUGGCUAGGAGUGAAGGGAAGUGGGCCCGUGUGAUGGUGCCCACCUACCCCUCAGACUGUACCAAUAAAGGCACAAUUUGUACAUACCCCUUUGCUGGUGGUUCCUUCUAGAGAGGCCUAAAGACAGUCAGCAUAGACUAGACUGGUUACUGACCCAGCUAAAUGGGCUCCCUCCUUGUCAUUCAGUCUUCUCCAAAAAAUAAACAAAAGGCCUGGUUACAAGAAGCCUAGAUGUGGCAAUAUGGCACAGCCUGGCAGACCUAUACAAUGAGGGCUGUGAGACCAAUGGAGGAAGACGAAACUAAAACCACCCAAGGACCAGGGAAUUUUCC